GAAUCUUCUCAGUCACCUCCAGCUGAGCUCACAGCUCCUCUUCACCAUGUCCUACAACGGCUGUUCUGGAAACUUCUCCUCCCGCUCCUUCAGGGGCUACCUGCCCUCCUCCUGGUCCUCCUGUGGCAAUUCCUUCCCCAGCAACCUGGUCUACAGAACCAGAACUGACUGCUGCUCUCCCAGCACCUGCCAGCUGGGCUCCUCUCUCCAUGGUGGCUGCCAGGAGACCUGCGUUGAGCCCACCAACUGCCAGAGGUCCUGUGUGGUGUCCAGCCCCUGCCGGCCUUCCUGCUACUACCCAAGGUCCUCCUCCCCCUGCACUCCCUGCCAGACUCCUUAUGGCAGGUCUCUGGGCUUUGGGUCCAGCAGCUGCAGUUCCCUGGGCUGUGGAUCUAGAAGAUGCUGCUCAGUGGGCUGUGGAUCCAGUGGAUUCAGUUACCAGAAUUAUGGAGCCCGCAGCUUCCCUGCCCAGUAUUUUCGAUCCCGUUUGUGCAACCCUAUCUCUUUUCCUUCUAGCCGUUUCUAUUCAUCUUGUCACCAGCCAUUCUAUACUUCUGGCUUUUAUUGA
Jaculus jaculus (lesser Egyptian jerboa) is the source of this 568-nucleotide messenger RNA. Its product is annotated as keratin-associated protein 13-3. NCBI's taxonomy places the organism in Eukaryota, Metazoa, Chordata, Mammalia, Rodentia, Dipodidae. Bases 47 to 568 code for a protein of 173 amino acids. The transcript has a single exon. The record is from RefSeq and is a predicted model, not a curated record.